This is a messenger RNA of Glarea lozoyensis ATCC 20868, 942 nucleotides long. Its product is annotated as S-adenosyl-L-methionine-dependent methyltransferase. The transcript is spliced from 2 exons. The record is from RefSeq and is a predicted model, not a curated record. Lineage: Eukaryota; Fungi; Ascomycota; Leotiomycetes; Helotiales; Helotiaceae. Bases 1 to 942 code for a protein of 313 amino acids.
AUGAGCGCCGAAACCAUUCUCAACCUUCCAGCUAAUCAUGGAGCUCGAUCAACCAAUUUACCAUGGUACCAGCCUUCUCUCGAAAACAAACUCAACGAAAGAGUCCGUAGAGUGUUUGAAGAAUACAGUCGCAUUCCACCGGACGAGGUAGAGUCGCAUGUGUAUGAAGUCCGCGAGUUGGCUUGGUCCGUCUUUCCAUGGCCCUGCAUCGGCGAAUUUUGGUUUCUCGAACUCGGACUUACACGGCAUCCAGAAUACAACCACGUCCUUCGAACUCUGAAAGAGGGGUCUGUGCAGAAUCUAAAUCCAAAGAUCCUGGAUUUGGGUACGUGUUUGGGCCAAGACCUUCGAGAGUUAGCACACAAUGGGGCACCAAUCAACACACUUUACGGUGCAGAUCUCGUCGCGGGCUUUGAGGCUGUUGGAUACGAGCUAUUCCGCGAUUCAAACCGCUUCGGCCCAUCGAACUUCAUCACUGGCAAUAUAUUCUCGAAUGAUAUUGACGAUGGCUUGGUGAAAACGAGGGGAACUUGGGAUAUUAUUCAUGCGACUAUGUUUCUCCAUAUAUGGGCUCUUGAGGAUCAAGAGAAGGCAUGUGUGAAUAUCCUAAAGCUGUUGCGGCAAUCUCCGGGGUCGUUGGUGGUAGGUACGCAGACUGGGACGGCGAAGCCAGGGGAGUUUACGGUGAAGCCGCCGCUUUGCGAGCCGGGGGAACAGAAGGUUGUUUACAGACACAGUAAGGAGACGAUGAGGGAUAUGUGGAUGAGGGCUGGUAUGAUGGUAGGUAUGAGUUUGGAUGUGAAGACGGGGUAUGAUGAGGAGGAAAGGAUGGGUAGGGAAAAGGGAAGGUUGGAGAAGGGCCCGGAAUGGGAGGCGAAGCAGCGAUUCUUUGCUGGCUCAGACCAAAGACGAAUAUUCCUUACUGUAUUAAGGUUGGGAUAG